UUGGCACAGCUUGAAAUGAAGGUGGUUUUCCCCCAGAUCGCCCCCGAUUCAACUGCUCUGUUGGAUAUUGCCGUGCUCACAUCCACCCUUCUCUCCAUUCUGGGUUCAGGGCUGGACGUCAGGCUGGUGUCGGAGCAGUUCUCCCAGUCCCCGCAGAAGCUGUCCUUCUACAGCUGGUAUGGCAGCGCCAGGCUCUUCCACUUCCGCGUGCCCCCCGACACCGUGCUGCUGCGCUGGCUGCUGCACGUGUCCCGCGGCGGCGGCCCCGCGUGCGCCGACAUGGACGUCACUGUGUACUUCCGCUCCGGCGCGCCUCCUGUCAUCAACCCUCUGGACACCAGCUUCCCUGCUGACACCUCCGUGCAGCCCUCCUUCUCCAUCAAGAUGCUGCAGAGCAACGCUUCCGUUAACCUCUCCCACCCAGCGCCCGGGGACUGGUUUGUGGCUGCCCACCUGCCCCCCUCGGCCCAGAAGAUUGAGGUGAAGGGUUUUGUUCCCACCUGUGUCUACAUCUUCCAGCCUGACAUGCUUGUGCUGCGUGCGGUCGAGGUGCUCACCCUGGAGCCCGACGUGCCCCUUCCACAGACUCUCCUCUCCCACCCCAGCUACCUCAAAAUCUUCGUCCCCGAGUACACCCAGGAGCUGCGGCUGGAGCUGCAGGGCUGUGUGACCAAUGGGAGCCUGGGCUGCCCUGUGCGCCUUACCGUGGGCUCGGCCACCCUGCCCAGAAACUUCCAGAAGGUGCUCACGUGUGUCAGCCCCAGCGGGGCCUGCCAACUGCUGUUGCCCUCGCCACCCUGGGACCGGUGGCUGCAAGUGACAGCCAAGAGCCUCGUGGGGCCUCAUGGGUCGGUGGCUUUCAGGGCUGUAGCUGCUCUCACAGCCUGCAGGCCGUGGACUCUCAGCUUCCAGCACCUCUUGCAGAGCGGCACAAACCGGAGCUGCAAUGCCUCCUCCGGCCUGCUGCCCCCAAGCCCUGGCUCUCGCGGCCCGGGUGGGAGCGGCAGGCCGGGCAGCGGGCCCUUCUGCCUCAGGAGCCACCCUGUCAUCCGGGAAGACCUGGACGUGGUGUCUGUACGCUUCCGGCCCGCGGACAGGGUCUCGCUGCUGGUGCAGUCAGUGCCCUCAGUGCUGCGGCUGCACCUCAACACGGGCAUGGACAGCGGGGGCGCCCUCACCGUCUCCUUGCAGGCCAACCAGACCGCGGGCAUCAACAACUCCGUGGUAGUGGCCUGCGUGAACGCUGCCUCACCCUUCCUCAGCUUCAACACAUCGCUCAAUUGCACGACAGCCUUCUUCCAGGGCUACCCCCUGUCUCUGAGCGCCUCCUCACGCAUGGCCGACCUCGUCAUCCCCUACCCCGAGACAGACAACUGGUACCUCUCCCUGCAGCUCGUGUGCCCCGAGAGCCCUGAGGAGUGUGAGCUGGCCGAGGUCCCCGUGGAGACCGCCUUGAACUUGGUGCCCUGCCUGAACGACUGCGGCCCGUACGGCCAGUGUCUCCUGCUGCGCAGACACAGCUACUUGUACGCAGGCUGCAGCUGCAAGGCAGGCUGGCGUGGGUGGAGCUGCACGGACAACAGCACGGCCCAGACGGUGGCCCAGCAGAGGGUGGCCACCCUCCUCCUCACCCUCAGCAACCUCAUGUUCCUGGCUCCUAUUGCCAUCUCCGUGCACCGCUUCCUCCUGGUGGAGGCCUCCGUCUAUGCCUACACCAUGUUCUUCUCCACGUUCUACCAUGCCUGUGACCAGCCCGGGGAGGCGGUGCUCUGCAUCCUCAGCUAUGACACACUGCAGUACUGUGACUUCCUGGGCUCUGGCGUGUCCAUCUGGGUCACCAUCCUCUGCAUGGCUCGGCUGAAGGCAGCCCUUAAACACGUCCUGUUUCUCCUGGGCACGCUGGUCUUCGCCAUGUCCUUGCAGCUGGACCGCAGGGGGGCCUGGAAUAUGAUGGGGCCUUGUCUCUUUGCCUUCGUGGUUAUGGUCACCAUGUGGGUGUACCGCUGUGGGCGCCGGCGCCACUGCUACCCCACCUCCUGGCAGCGCUGGGCCUUCUACCUCCUGCCCGGCAUCUCCAUGGCCGCUGUGGCUGUUGCCAUCUACACCUCUAUGAUGACCAGUGACAACUACUACUACACGCACAGCAUCUGGCACAUGCUGCUGGCAGGAAGUGCGGCCUUCCUGCUCCCGCCGCGAGAGCAGCACACCGAGCCCUGGGCCUGCUCGCAGAAGCUCAUGUGCCGCUAUCAGAUCUGUAAGAGCCACCGAGAGGAGCUGUACACGGUGACGUGACACGGCCGGCUCGGGGACGCCCAUGGCUGUGACGAUGACCUCUCUGGCCAGGGGCAGGACCGAAGGAGAAGGACCUGUCCAGACAGAUUUCCAGCUGAAUAAAACUGCCCCGUGCACCCUUUUGCUUCCUCCUGGGGAGAGGACCACACCUCCCCCCUCCCUUGUGCCUCCCGGGUGCUGGCACCUUUGGUCCGCAGGUCCCUAAGCUGGUGCCUGCAGAGGCCCCUGGGGCCUGGGCUGGCUGGCUGGAGACCACAGGUGCCAUACAGGGGCAGGCUCUGUGUUCUUCCGGCACAGAGAUGGUUGGAGAUGUGGAGAAAGACUCCCCAUUGCCCCGUUCCCCUGUGAGGCUGUGACACGAGACCCAAGGGGACAGAGGAGACCUGAGCUCACUCCCACAGGCCUCUCCCCACUGAGCCUAGGAGCUGUGCCCUCCCUACCUCCCUGGCUCCCUGAUGCCUGCCUUCCUCAGGCAGGGGGUGAUCCCCACUGAGGCAAUAGUGUGCAGAGAGGUGUCCAUAGUCCCCAGGGAGCUGGUGGGCACUGGGGCUGCCAUGAGUGACAUGGAGAGGCUGGCGUUUGACUGUCUGGUCCUGCCCUGCCCCUCCCUUUGGGUCUCAGCUUUGGAGCUCAGGCCCUUAAGGACUUCUUGGGGGCCGGGGCGGGUGCUGCUGAGCUGCUCUAGGGUGUGGUACCGCAGGGCACACUUUGCCCCAAGUCCAUGUCUUCAGCCUCCCCUGGGGUUCCUGGGACCUUGUCUGGAACUCGGAAGGAUGAGUUGCUCCCCGGAGAGGAGGUGAUGACCAGGGAGCCCUGCACGGGUCCAACUGUGUGCUUGGGGAGGGGCUUCCCAGAGGCCUGGCUGGGCCUUUCUGCCUCCUCUGAGGGGGAAGCAGGAUAAGGGGCGCUUAUCCCUGGGCACUUAUCCCAGGGAGGGGCACUCCCUGGGCUGGUGCCCAGCCUCUCCCCUAAGACAAAACUGCAGUGGGCUGCUGCUUGACCUCAGGGGUGCCAGGCUUGGCCACAGGAAGCUGAGGAGGGGGCGGCCAUGAAGCCCAGCCCAUCCUGCCUACUGGCGGUGGGAGAGGGGCGGGGCCUUCCCUUCUUGGUCCUGUCCAGGGUGUGGCCUCCCUGGAGGCUCCCCCCCUCCUUUAACCCUGCACUUGGCCACUAGAUAACUCUCUAGGCUUGUAAAGGGGAAACAUUUAUAUAUGGUGUGUUGGGGGGUAAAAAUUUUUAUGAGGACAUA
This is a messenger RNA of Suricata suricatta (meerkat), 3541 nucleotides long. It is a transcript of the gene PGAP6, whose product is annotated as transmembrane protein 8A. NCBI's taxonomy places the organism in Eukaryota, Metazoa, Chordata, Mammalia, Carnivora, Herpestidae. The record is from RefSeq and is a predicted model, not a curated record. Gene Ontology annotation, cellular component: plasma membrane. The coding region runs from base 16 to 2292 and encodes 758 amino acids. The transcript has 13 exons.